Molecule: messenger RNA, 1540 nt
Organism: Gasterosteus aculeatus aculeatus (three-spined stickleback)
Lineage: Eukaryota; Metazoa; Chordata; Actinopteri; Perciformes; Gasterosteidae
Gene: tcea1
Product: transcription elongation factor A (SII), 1
Biological process (GO): DNA-templated transcription; positive regulation of transcription by RNA polymerase II; transcription elongation by RNA polymerase II
Cellular component (GO): nucleus
Molecular function (GO): nucleic acid binding; zinc ion binding
Source: RefSeq, a predicted model, not a curated record
ACAAGCUAAUUAAUCCGGUAGCCUGUCAAGUUGUGCACCACGGUGUCAUUUCAUAACAGGGCUGUUUAUUCAACGGUUCACUACACGCUACCGCUGAGCAACACUUAGUUACUGUCACGUUACCUGCAGUUGUAGCUAACUGGCUAGCCGCAGGAGCUAACUAAAGUGUGUUUAUGUGUUGCUAGCAGCUAGCCACCUAGCCGCUCACUAGUCCCUGCUGGUAUUGUAAGUUGCAGCGCAGCAACAUGCUGGAUUUGAUCAGUUUAAGGAGUGAAGUAGAAAAAGGCCGGUGCUUUGGACCUAUUGAAGGAGCUGCGAAGUAUCCCCAUGACUCUCGAGCUGCUCCAGUCCACCAGAAUUGGGAUGUCCGUUAACGCCAUCCGUAAGCAGAGCACAGAUGAUGAGGUAACCUCCUUAGCCAAGGCCUUGAUCAAAUCCUGGAAGAAGCUUUUGGAUGAACCCGGUAGUGGAGAGAAACCUUCGGAUGAAAAGAGGAAAGAGCCGACAACGCCUGUUUCUCCCUCGCAGGGAAGCCCAGAAGCAAAAGAAGAAAGCUCCAGCAGUAACUCCAGCAGCAAGAGUGAGCCUGCUGAAGUUUCAACCAACAGUUUGAUCAACACCUUCCCUCGCGCCCCCAGAACCUCCGACUCGAUCAGGAUCAAGUGCCGAGAGUUGUUGGCCGCCGCUCUACAAGCAGGAGAUGAUCAUAUUGCUAUUGGCGCUGAUUGUGAUGAACUUGGAGCACAGAUUGAAGAAGUUAUCUUUCAAGAGUUUAAGAACACAGACCCUAAAUACAAGAGCCGUGUGCGGAGCCGAAUCUCGAAUUUGAAGGAUAUGAAGAACCCAAAUCUACGGAGGACGGUUCUGUGUGGCAGCGUAACGCCCGAGAGGAUGGCUAAGAUGACCGCAGAGGAAAUGGCCAGUGAUGAGCUGAAAGAAAUGAGAAAGAAUUUGACCAAAGAGGCUGUCCGGGACCACCAGAUGGCCACCACGGGAGGCACGCAGACAGAUCUAUUCACCUGCGGCAAGUGCAAGGGGAAGUGCUGCACCUACACACAGGUUCAAACCCGCAGUGCUGAUGAGCCGAUGACCACGUUUGUGUUCUGUAACGAUUGCGGGAAUAGAUGGAAGUUCUGCUGAAUGUGCGCUGCCCUCCGACAAGUAGCACAACCCCUGGACCAGGUUGUCUCUCUGCAACAGAUUGGAGCUUUGUAUUUUGUGGUCCACCACACGCCAUACAAAGAUGCAACAGGUUACCGUUUGAAUAAAUAUCCUGUUGCUUGAUCUGAGCUCAUUGUCAGUCCCCCGAUGCCUCCCCCCAAACCCCACUCCCACAAAUCUUUUACGAUUGUUAUUAGUUGUUUUUGUCCACUGUCCGAUAUAUGCGGUCAAUCUCGUGUCAUUCUCUUUUAUCUGCAUUUUUUAUAUGUAGUUUUAACACUUUGGAUGAUGUUGUUUUUUUUUCCUCUCACAACAUUGCUUUAUUUAAUUGCCCAAUAAAAUGUACUCCAUUUGAUUAAAAAUAAGUGAUUUUUCAUUA